AUGGGACGGCACGCGGGCACCGGCGGCGGCGGCGGCGUCCAGCAGAAGCUGCGCAAGGGGCUGUGGUCUCCCGAGGAGGACGAGAAGCUCUACAACCACAUCAUCCGCUACGGCGUCGGGUGCUGGAGCUCCGUGCCCAAGCUCGCCGGUCUGCAGAGGUGCGGCAAGAGCUGCCGGCUGCGGUGGAUCAACUACCUGCGCCCCGACCUGAAGCGGGGAAGCUUCUCGCAGCAGGAGGAGGACGCCAUCGUCGGCCUGCAUGAGAUCCUGGGGAACAGCAGGUGGUCGCAGAUAGCGUCUCACUUGCCGGGCCGGACGGACAACGAGAUCAAGAACUUUUGGAACAGCUGCCUCAAGAAGAAGCUGCGGCAGCGCGGCAUCGACCCCAGCACCCACAAGCCCAUCUCCGGCGUGGCGGGGGUGGAACCGGACCAGGCGUCGAAAGACGAGAGGCCGCAGGGAGCCGACGGUAUAGCCCUGAAGCAGCAGCAGCAGCAGGUGUUCGACCCUUUCCCGGUGGCCGACACCUUCGGCGCCGGCUUCGACGGGGCGGGCAUGCCGCUGUACGACCACCUCGGCGGCAAGGACGCGGCCGGGUUCGUGGACUACAGCAGCGUGCUGGACGUGUCGGAGAACCUGGGCUACGGCGAGAGCUCCAGCAACAGCAGCAACUGGAACAGCGCGCCGGAGGCGAGCAAUGCGCUGGAGGGCGAGGCGCUGCAUUGGGCCUCCGAGAGCAAGGUGGAGCCUUUCGCCGCCUACGCCGGCGACGAGGACGGCAAGUUCGCGCUGCCCUGCCACGGCCAGCAAGAGCACAGCAUGGCGCAUUUUGACUUCAACCUCGAGUACUUCUGA
Molecule: messenger RNA, 855 nt
Organism: Triticum turgidum subsp. durum (durum wheat)
Lineage: Eukaryota; Viridiplantae; Streptophyta; Magnoliopsida; Poales; Poaceae
Source: the annotation of a GenBank genome assembly